This is a messenger RNA of Guillardia theta CCMP2712, 694 nucleotides long. RefSeq names its product large subunit ribosomal protein L38e_2, cytoplasmic type. The record is from RefSeq and is a predicted model, not a curated record. The transcript is spliced from 7 exons. Gene Ontology annotation, biological process: protein-RNA complex assembly; translation. Gene Ontology annotation, cellular component: cytosolic large ribosomal subunit; ribosome. Gene Ontology annotation, molecular function: structural constituent of ribosome. The coding region runs from base 84 to 515 and encodes 143 amino acids. NCBI's taxonomy places the organism in Eukaryota, Cryptophyceae, Pyrenomonadales, Geminigeraceae.
AGGGACUGCUCUGCUGAAUGUGAAACCCAAGACCUCGUCAUUUAGUGCAAAUUUGUCCUGCGAUCAGCAAUAAGCGUUUCAGAAUGGGGAACUUUUCAGUCAAAAUCCUCUCGGUGUUGCUCUUAGAUUUAUUGAUUGCAAGAUUUUGUUACGGGAUGAAGACAGGAAGCUUCUGCGGCGAGGCUGAAAAGCGCAAUAAGCUGUGCACCAGGGCGCAGGCGAUUGCUGGUGAGCCUCUUCGACUGAGGGGAGGAGGAUCGCUUCAGAUCUAUGAGAUCAAGGAUUUCUUGACAAUCACGCGAAGAAAGGAUGCGCGGCUGGUGACCAUUAAGAAGCCAAGAGGAGGACGUGCUGGACCAACAAAGUUCAAAGUUCGAUGUAGCAGGUUUCGUUACACGUACGUGGUGGCGGACAGCAACAAGGCAAGCAAGUUGAAACUUUCCCUUCCACCAUCCUUGAAGAUCAAAGAGAUAUCGGGAGGACGACAAAGAGCUGCCAAUCGCCCAUACGGAUAGAAGGAGAUUACCAGGGUGAGAUGUAUGUCAGACUGAGGAUCGAGACCGUAGGGGGGCGGAGGGCAAGCAGCAGCAAGGGUAAAGAAGAGCAAGGAAGAGCAGAGCAAGUGCAGUAUGGUGAACAAUCUAUAAGAACUUUGGAUACUUGUCUUGUGAGGAGAAGCAAAAUCGAGUCUCAC